CACUUUGGAUCCAUAUUUCUGGGAAUAUAAAAUAUCUCUUUGUAGUGUACUCUGCUUAUAAUAUGGCUGAUAAUUCAAAGCCUUCUUCAGAUGUAUUAUCCCUUGCGAAUGGAUCGCUAGUUAAAUAUCAUGGAUUUUGGUGAUACGAAAGUUUCUUGCAAGGAAUUGAAGCAAUGAGGACAGAGUUUGAAGGCCACCCAGACGACAUAAUAUUGGCUUCGUCUCUCAAGACAGGCACAACCUGGAUUAAAGCACUUGUUUACGCCAUUCUCAGCAGUAAACAGUACGACCUCAACGACCCUGCUUAUCCUCUCAAUCAAGUAAGCCCUCAUGAACUUGUUCCCAACUUAGAAAUACAGCUGUAUGGCCCCUUCUCCAAUUUAAACCCAGAGUCUGUAUCUCUGUUUCCCCGUGUAUUUCACACACAUGUUCCAUAUCAAGCAUUGCCCGACUCUAUUAAAUCCUCAGGCUGUAAAAUCAUUUAUCUGCCCCGCAAUCCCAAGGACACUUUUGUUUCAAUGUGGGAAAUGAUCAUCAAUAAAUUAAACAACAAGAAUGCUUAUGCGUCAAAGGAGGAAGCCCUAAAGAGCUUUUGCGAGGGAGUAUACCACAGCGGCCCCUUUUCUGAUCAUGUAGCCUCUUAUUGGCGUGAGAGAAGCAAGCCUAAUAUUUUGUGCCCUACUUACGAAGACCUUAUUGCCGAUCCCGUGGUUUGUAUUAAAGUAUUGAGUGAUUUUAUGGGGUGUUGGUGGGUUAAGCAGGACGAUUUAAGCAACAUUUCUAACAAGUGCAGUUUCGAAUCUCUGUCUCAAAUCGAGGCAAAUAAAACGGGAGAGCUUAAUCUGCGUGGGCUUAGUCUGAGAAAUGAUAGCUUCUUCAGAGAAGGAAAAGUUGGGAGUUGGAAGAAUGCGCUGACAGCAGACAUGAACGCAGAGAUGGAUAAAAUGAUUGAACUGAAACUUUCUGUUGUUGGGGACUUCCCGCAAUUUAAAUAUUAGUUAGAAGAUGGCGAUGCUGAAUUAGAUGACGAAUUCAACCAGACGGAAGAGCUGAAACAGUUGGGAACUUGUUCUCUAUUUGGGGUUUUAUAUGGUGGUUGAAUAAUAGUCCGGCAGGUUAAUAAGUUUUAUCAUCUGCUAUCAGUUAGCAGCAGUUUUUAGUAGUUCUGUUGGUUUAUUAUAAAUUAACGGGCACUCAUAUCUGGCACCGUGGCAAGUGGUUUCUGAAUUUUGGAUUUUUAAAAUAGCGUGUUAUAUAUUGGAACUGGUAAGCUGUGGUUCUGAGAACAGGAGCUUCCAGUUUCAAAUUGUAUUUACAGCUUACGUUGAGUUCCAAUAGUUUUCCCCUGUACUCAAAUACUACUUAACGGGUAUGUUGAGUUCAAAUAAUGUUAUAUUUGGAUUGCCCAAUGAAUAAAAUAAUAUGAUGA
Molecule: messenger RNA, 1429 nt
Organism: Cryptomeria japonica (Japanese cedar)
Lineage: Eukaryota; Viridiplantae; Streptophyta; Pinopsida; Cupressales; Cupressaceae
Product: cytosolic sulfotransferase 5-like
Exons: 1
Coding region: 174-998 (274 amino acids)
Biological process (GO): sulfation
Cellular component (GO): cytoplasm
Molecular function (GO): sulfotransferase activity
Source: RefSeq, a predicted model, not a curated record